CUGGACAGCGCCUGUGGGCCGCCUGAGCCCUGGCACUACCCCUGCCUCAGCUCCAGCCUGAAGAAGGCUUGGGGAUUGUGCUCCAUCAGACUUUGUGACUGGCCUCCCGUGGGUUUGGACAACACUUUCCUUUGCUUCUGUUAUUCCUGAGAGACACGAGCUUCAUUUUUGGUAGACAAACUGAGUCCAGAAGAUUGUCUCAGGAGGUAGGGUGGAACGUUGGCCACAGUCAGCACUGCUCCUCACAAGGAAUUCAUUUCAUCGUGGCUUCUACCCUGUGACUUAGCCCUCUGGAGGGAGCUGAUUUCUUGCUCAACAAAAAUGGCCUUUAUGAAGAUGAGGCUGGUUUAUGCUUUCAUUCUGAUGAUGGGCGUUCUUUGCUUGUACUUCAGCAUGGAGCCUUUCAAGGAACUGCCAUUUGUUCUCAAGAAAGGUCACGGGAAGUUCCUCCAGCUUCCAGAUAUAGACUGCAAGCAGAAGCCACCUUUCCUUGUGCUGCUGGUGACUUCGUCCCACAAGCAGCUGGCAGCUCGCAUGGCCAUCCGCAAGACAUGGGGUAGAGAAACAGAGGUGCGGGGACAGCGUGUGAAGACCCUCUUCCUCCUGGGGGCCUCAGACAGCACCGAUGAGAUGAAUGCCACAGCUCAGGAGGGCAAGCAGCACCGUGACAUCAUACAGAAGGAUUUCAAGGAUGUCUAUUUCAACUUGACCCUGAAGACGAUGAUGGGCAUGGAAUGGGUUCACCACUUUUGUCCUCAGGCAGCUUUUGUGAUGAAGACAGACUCAGACAUGUUUGUGAAUGUUGGCUAUCUGACUGAACUGCUGCUGAAGAAAAACAAAACCUCCAGGUUCUUCACAGGCUACAUAAAGUCAAAUGAUCUUCCCAUCAGGCAGAAGUUCAACAAGUGGUUUGUGAGUAAAUUUGAAUAUCCCUGGGAAAAAUACCCACCAUUUUGCUCUGGGACAGGUUAUGUCUUUUCUAGUGACGUGGCCAGCAAAGUAUACAAUGUCUCUGAUAGUGUUCCAUUCCUCAAGCUGGAGGAUGUGUUUGUCGGGCUCUGCCUGGCCAAGCUGAAGAUCCGGCCUGAGGAACUCCACACCAAACAGACCUUUUUCCCAGGUGGCUUACGCUUCUCUGUGUGCCGCUUUCAGAAAAUUGUGACCUGCCACUUCAUGACACCUCAGGACUUACUCACUUACUGGCAGGCGCUGGAGAACUCUCAGGAACAGGAAUGCUCUGCUGUCUGAGGGGAGCCUGUGGCACAAACUUCCAAUAACCUUUGGUGAUACUUAGGGAACAUCUGGGAUGGCCUUGAUGGGAACUGUCAGGGGUAGAGAGAGAAGGAGGAUGAAGGCAAGAGUACUGUUCUCAAUUCCCUGCAUACACUAGAGUGAAUGUUCAUAUACACAGGUCAAGACUUGUUCCCACUUAGCACCCAGAGCAAUAACAGAUCUCUACUUUCAGGCUUUUGCACUAUGCUCUCAAGGUUUGAGACAUGCCCUCAUCUGCUCAUUUCAGGGCUCAGUAUACAUAUGAAGCCGUGGAUGUGAUCAUUCCCAUUUUAUAGGUCAGGAGCCAGUAGCCAUGGCCACUUACGUAUCCAAAGACUCCCAGUCUGCAGACAGAACAGGAAUGAGAAUCAAGUGCUAUCAUAAUUCAGUUGGUGGCACCCAACUGAGUGUCUCAUUCUUUGGGAGAGGCCAGUGGUGAAAGAAGCUUAAUGUGGGAGUGUCUUAAAGCUAACUGGCAUCAUUCAGGACCUUUCAGGGUCCCCUGUCCCUCAUUUCCCCAUCCUGCUUUGGAAAUGCUGAGUCUGGAAUGAAUCAGCUUUCUCAGGACUUUCCCCUCACUUGAAUGAUGUAGCUAAGCACGGAGUAUGUUAGCCACUUGGUACCCAAUGCAUCUUCAACAUGAGACAUGCAUGUCUGCAGACACUAGCUCACUUCCAUGCUAGAAGGAAACUGGGUUAUAUGACCAUAUAAAACAGGCUGAGAAACCAUAGCUGAGUCUUUCUGUAUAGGCCAAAUACACUGCUGAAAUCCUAGCAAGGGUGACAUCUCCUCUGAGCCUUUUGGGACACUUUGUCUCUGUUGCGGAUGUCUUGAUGGAUUGAUGGUGGUGACCAGCUGCAGCACUAAAACCCUUCAGAUCUCAAACUCAAGGGCAGCCAGGCACAGGCAUGGCCUGUAUUCGUGUCCAGGAACUUUGCUGGAACCUGGACUGGUCCAAGCUCCUGGGAUGCAUAGCAUGGAUGUAGGCCCAGUCGAAGGGCUCUCCCUGCAUCUGUGAAUUUUCCCCACCCUUCACACUGGGUUUACCACAUGGUCAGAGAUCUGCUGAGUGUUUUGGUUUGGAAUUUAACCUUGAUGGUUUUCAAAACUGGGUAAAAACAGGGGCUCAUGGUCCUUCAGUCACUGUCACCAGACACGUAAUCUUGGUCUGUAUUGUGGGAAUUAUUGUUUCCCCCUGCUUUUUAUUUUACUAGAUUUUACUGUGUGCUUGGAGCUAAGGCUUCAUGUGACUGUGUGAUUUUAAACAUUGCAAUAUGCUCUCAUCUGAACUCAGGAAAUCUUACUUAAGUCAGAAUACUUUAGGGCCUCAUUUCCACACAUGUUCCUGUCUCUCCCAUACCUCAUAAGGGGGGGGGAUUCUUCUGUCUGUGACAUUCUUCAAAAUCCUACAGCACCAUGUUCUGGACUCUUAGUUCAGAAUUUGUGAAAAUCUGAGCCAGGGAAAGAGAAGUUCCUGGCAUACACCAUCAAAACCAAACCAGGUCUUCUCUUGACAGAGGGAAGCAAAGGCUUGUAACAAUAUGGUGGCUUUGCCAUCUAGAGGAUGGAAGAGCUGGCAUCAGGACCUGGCAGCAGCCUCUCUGGGUUAGACCUUCCCUUUAUUCAUUCCUUCUUUAGCCAUGUUUGCUCAUUGCAUUCACACACAUCAUGAGCAGGUCAAGGUGAGGGUCUCCAGACAGCGACAUGAGUGAGCUCAGUGCUGAGAAGCUGGUCGGGCACAGGUUCUCUUGAUCUAUGCACAGUGCACAGGAGCAUAAGCAGGUGUGGUCACCUGUGCCAAGACUUGCUCUUGCAUUGAAGAUGCAGGCAUUAUUUGCAAGUAGCUGCAUUUCACUCUUACGACCAAACUGGUUGUCAGCAGAGGCAACCAAGGUGACUCAGUGACUCACUCAGGGCCUGAGAUGCGGUGGAGGCCCAGCCCUCAGCCUUCUCCUUUGGCACAGCAUUAACAUACCUUCCUACAUGCUUACUUCUCUCAGAAGCCUGGGGCUGGUGCUACCCAAGGAGUGUCCAGCAUCUCCCUUUGCCCGCACACUGCCACCUCUGUCCUGGGUGUUGGCUAGAGUGUGGCUUUACUUCUUCAUGGUUCUCUCUGACUCUCUGAUUCUGACUUGGCCCUGGGGCCCUCCAUGGAAUUCUCACAACCCUCCCAUUUAGACUAGCUUCAUCAUGAGGUCAUGUGCAUUUCACACAUGCACACACAGCAGAUACAGGGGUCUACAUGCAGGCAGCAGGUUAGUUUUAUUACUUGAAAUGUGGCAUAGCAAGUGCCUCCGAUCUUCUCUUUAGAGUGGGAGGUUGCCGUGAUCUCUCUCUUGCACAAUCAGCUGCAAGCUUGUCACAAGGUCAGGUGUGCUCUGGUGGGGACAUGAGCUGAAGGAGUGGCUCACAGUUGCAAACCCAGAGGGUUCUUGACCUCCAGCCUCCAGGCAGAAGUGAAACACACACACCACCCUUCUGAAGAAACAUAGCUUUUACCAUCAUAGCUGCACCAGUGUUUACAAUAGAGUGUCCAUCACUGGCCUCAGAAUGCUGUUUUGAAAGAACAAAGCCAGGCUUCAGACAUCGUCUGGUUUCCCCACUGAGUCUGCAGCCUCAUGGCAGACUGAAUAAUUCACAAGCUGAAUUUAAUAUGGUAGCUGCUGGACAUCACUUAAAAAAUAGAUGAGAUGUUGCUUAGAUCUUCUCCAUCCCUCCUUUUGGAAGCAUUUGCUUUCUCAUACCACAUUUUUAAAAUUGAGAACUAAUUUCCUGUAUUAAUCACAUUAGGACUGGCAUCUGAGCCUUCUCUAGGCUGGGACUCUCCUGGUAGACGGGAUGCUUACUCCUCUCUGGCUGGGACUUUGGCUUGGUAUAUACAGUGUGUGUGGGGGGAGAGUCUUGUAAUUAUCCACAGGUCCUGAGAGGACUUCCUAAAGGAGGUGUCUGAUGCCAGUCAAGCUGCUGCAUUCUGUGAGGGUGCUAGCCUGGGAGUCCCUUCUGGCCUGGGUAAGAUGGAUCGGUGGGUUAAGGUUUGCUGCCAAAUUACUCUAGCAAAUGCAAUUCAGUCCUUGAGACAAUUGAGUUUCACAAGCCCAUGGUGGGCCUGCACACAUGUGCAUGCACACACAUAAUAAAUGAAAUACAAACAAAAAUAAUCUUUGCAAAGGCUCCUGUAAACACUGACCUCCCAGGCUCUUUGCUUAUUUUUAUUUCUCUGUGGCUCUCCAGGAUGUAAACUGUGUGUACACUGGCACAGGUGAAUUAGAAGUAAACUCUCAUUCACACCUUGUGUUUUGUAUGGUGCUUUCAUUUGGCUGAGAAUUUGUUGGGAAAAUUCGUUGCCUCAGGUGUCUCCUGCCUUUUAGCCUAACUCUCAGGAAAAGACAGAUCCUCACAGAUGGCCUUAGAUUGUUCCUGGAGGUGAAGAUUGAAAGUGCCCCAGCAGCAUUCUCUAAUAACCAGGCAUAGUCAUUUUAAAUAUAAGCAGAAAUGUGGCCAAAUGUCUUUUUUUUUUUUUUGGUGCAUAUUAUUUUGGGGUUUUGGUGCUGGGGAUGGAGCCUGUGACUGCAUACAAGCUCUCCCCAGCCCCUGGUGAGUGUUUUGCAUCAUGCAUUCUACUACCUCCAUGCAGGGGUCAUGGGGAUCAGCUCCUGAUGCCUGCAGUUCAAAUGCUGUGUUGGGAGGUUAUGACUGUUAACUUGACACAACCUACAAUCACGCUACUAAGGGUUUUAAUUAGAAAUAUUUCUUUAGUAUCCAUUCAUGUAGGAAGACUCAGCCCACUGUGGGUGACACUGUUCCCUAGGCAUAGUGUCCUAAGCAGUACGAGAGGAGGAAGCCAGCGGAGGGCAAGCAAGGAUCCAUGUGUUUUCCUGUCUCUGUUGGAUGUGCCCCUCUGCUUUAAGUUGCUGCCUUGACUUCCCUGCUAUAACAGACCACACCUGGAGUUGUGAGCCAAUGAAACGCCUCUUCUCAGAGCUGCUUUUAGUCAGGGUGUGUAUCACAGUAACAGAAAUGAAGCUAAAACAGAUGCUCAGGGUGUUACCCACACGUGGCCGCAGACCCUACUCACCCUACCAUGCCCCUGGAUGUCAUCACCAGUGCUACCUCUCUGUCCCGAACAGAGGUGAGUCUAGAGAGGUGUGAAACCCUUCUUACAUUCUGCUUCAGGAAAUAUCACAGGUGGGGAGCGGACUCAUUUCACCUGGCCAUGUAAGACAAGAAAUACCCUCCAUGACUGGAAGCCACUCAUCUGAAACUGAGGAGAAAGAUUUGUGGUCAAAUCUGAUUUUCUAAAGGAUAAAAAAAUUAAAUGUUUGUGUCAUUGAAUACUGUUUGAAAUUGUCAUUUGCCUGUACAUUGAGGAGGUUCUACAGGCUGACACUAUGUGUUUGGGGGCAGAUGUAUUUAUUUAUGAUUUGUUAUAAUGAUAUUUAUCUUGAAUAAAAGUUAAAUUAUAAGCAACAUAAUGCAUGUGGGUGAUUCUACCUUACAGUUCCUCUGAAGUUAUCCAUAUCUGUAUGGUCUAAAUUUGACUAUCUUGUUUUUUCCAUUGAUGUUUGUGUCUGGAUAUUUUUUAAAAAAAUACGGCUUUAAUUUUGUAUGCUUAGAAAAGUAUUGCUGAAGAGUCUUGCUUAUGUUUGAAAUAUAAGAGGACUUCUUGUUUCACUCAUAUUUUGGAGCAAAGCCACAGAACUCUACAGUUUGGAAGGCUUUGAUGGGCAGUGAGCCUUGGGUGAGCAGUGUGGCGUUCUUGGUAACUAUUAAUCCAGACAGUAGGCAAUCAUUCUUUGGAAUUAUUUUCUCUCUGGAGUACUUUUCUUUUGUUUAAGCCUAAGGAAUUAACCUUAUGAGUGCACUGGCUGUGCCUUCAGCAUCUUUGAUCAUUAUUUGUUUUUAGGUGCAGCUGGGAUCCUUGAUCUCUCAUGUAUCAUUUAAAUGGAAAUAAAGUGG
Chionomys nivalis (European snow vole) is the source of this 6228-nucleotide messenger RNA. Its product is annotated as beta-1,3-galactosyltransferase 5. Gene Ontology annotation, cellular component: membrane. Lineage: Eukaryota; Metazoa; Chordata; Mammalia; Rodentia; Cricetidae. Gene Ontology annotation, molecular function: N-acetyl-beta-D-glucosaminide beta-(1,3)-galactosyltransferase activity. The transcript is spliced from 4 exons. The record is from RefSeq and is a predicted model, not a curated record. Bases 322 to 1248 code for a protein of 308 amino acids.